CUUAUCGUAUAAAUGAAAAACAAAAUGUAGAUGUGAAAAUUCGGGUUAAAGGUCAUAUUAUAAUUUCAAGAUGGCGGCGACCAUGGGAAGGUUGACGAGUGUCUUGCGUCAGCAAGCAAAUUCCACAGUUUGCAGGCCCCUGUUCACAUCUACAGCCGUACACAAUGACAAGCCGGAGGGAGGCAAGAGUUGGUUCACUAAACUGUUCCCUGAGAAGAUCCAGGCACCCACAGACGCACACUCCCGUCUUCUCACUGCCAAGGACCUAGUCUAUGAGAUGCAGAUCCAUGAUGUUAAACCAGAGUAUAUGGAACAAUAUAAGGAAAUGACAGAGGAGUAUUACCCCAGGAUACACCAGUCCUCAGAGUUCCCAGGUGAAGUUAAGGGCUCGUGGUAUACUGCCUUUGGGUACCAGGAUCAAGCAGUGCACCUGUGGAUAUACAGAGAUGGUUAUGAUGGGGUCACCAGAAGUGAAGAAGCCUUACUGGGUGACAAGGAGAUGCGAGAAUUUAUAGAGAAGCGUCAGAAUAUGCUGCGGGCUCGCAGUAAUCAGCUGUUGUUAGAGUUCAGCUUCUGGGGCGAGCCAGAGCCGCGGGAAGGUUUCAACGUAUACGAGAUGAGAAGUUACCAACUAAAGCCUGGGACAAUGAUUGAGUGGGGAAAUAACUGGGCUCGCGGUAUCCAGCAUCGUCAGGAGAAUAGUGAGGCGGUCGGCGGGUUCUUCUCCCAGAUCGGCCCUCUGUACUGUGUGCACCAUCUCUGGGCGUACAAAGAUUUACAAGCACGCAAAGCAACCCGUGAGUCUGCUUGGAGGAAGCCAGGCUGGGAUCAGUGUGUAUCAUAUACAGUGCCACUGAUUCGCAAGAUGGAGUCCCGUGUGAUGCACCCUGCUCCUUUCUCCCCUCUGCAGUAGUGGAAUAACUCAAGAAAAGGAAAACCUUCUUAACCAAUCAGAAACUCAGAAUCACCCCCUCACAUUGUCUUUAUAACAUCUGCAUAUAUUUUGGAUCAGUCCAUUGUGCAGAUAGGGGAAUGUGGAGCAUGUGUGAAAAGGUUAAAAUGCUGCAUGUCCUUUCUUAGAAUUUCAUAGACAAAUGGUAUGAUCCAACAAGGUACCAUUUCGGUGUACAAUUGUAAUUGAAAUGUGCCAUGUAGACACAGUAGAUAAAUCCUUUAAGGUUAGAAUCCUCCCAAUCUUACACGUCUUAACGUUAGAUCUUCUCUUUAAGGUUUGAUUAAAUUUCAGAGGAAAAUAUCAACCUUUGGGAUUUUUAAUUAUUAUUUCUUUAUAGCGUUAAAUUUUUUUUUCAUUCUCAACAAGAGAUAGAUUUAAGAUUCUUAAGUAUUUGUAGGUAUCAAUUGUUUUGGGGAAAUGCAAUAUUUAAGUUUGCAUAGCUUAAGUUUCUGAAAUCUGUCAGAAGAUUGUACCUUUAAAGCUGAUGAAAACAAGUUUCUCUAUGUUUUACAGGCUACUUCUUCAUUUGGUUUGAAGUAAAACACUUUUUUGACAAUGUCUCUGGGGCAGAGGCACUCUUAUGCUAGGCAUAUAAUUUCGAUAUGUUGGUUUAUAUAAAGUUAAAACAUGUCUUCUGAUACACCAUUAAGUGUUUGCAUUUUUGGGGGGCUGAAGACUGGACAAUGUUGGCACUAUGCACCAUUUAAUCUAAAUCAUAACAGGCUCUCAUUGGGAAGAAGGUGGGGGAUAGUCAUGUGUUAGAUCCUACUUUAGUCAGGUGUACAAAAAGUGUGAAAUAAUAGUAGUUUAUGGCUUGGGUGUAGCUUAAUACCAGACAGGAACCUCUAAGCUGAUAUCUGUUUCUGUCUGUGCUUGUCAAUAGACAUUGUGGUAAUGAAAAAAUGGAGUGAUGCUGGGUAGUUUUGUGAAAAUUCUUGUACAAUACUGUAACAUGCUUCUCUCCUUUGGUAACACAUAACAGUGCUGUUUCAAAUGGAUCUUGAUACCAACAACAACUAGUACAAGCUUUAUGCAAUUCAUGAUGCCUUUUUUUGUUGCUAGCUGGUUGGUAACAGCUAGAACUUGUGGCCAAUACAGUUUGAUUU
Branchiostoma floridae (Florida lancelet) is the source of this 2061-nucleotide messenger RNA. Its product is annotated as protein NipSnap homolog 1-like. Gene Ontology annotation, cellular component: mitochondrion. The record is from RefSeq and is a predicted model, not a curated record. NCBI's taxonomy places the organism in Eukaryota, Metazoa, Chordata, Leptocardii, Amphioxiformes, Branchiostomatidae. The transcript is spliced from 10 exons. Bases 71 to 913 code for a protein of 280 amino acids.